This is a messenger RNA of Mangifera indica (mango), 1060 nucleotides long. Its product is annotated as pyridoxal 5'-phosphate synthase-like subunit PDX1.2. NCBI's taxonomy places the organism in Eukaryota, Viridiplantae, Streptophyta, Magnoliopsida, Sapindales, Anacardiaceae. The record is from RefSeq and is a predicted model, not a curated record. The coding region runs from base 46 to 927 and encodes 293 amino acids. Gene Ontology annotation, biological process: amino acid metabolic process; pyridoxine biosynthetic process; pyridoxal 5'-phosphate biosynthetic process. The transcript has a single exon. Gene Ontology annotation, molecular function: amine-lyase activity.
CUCUAUACUUUAUUAUCACCUCUGUCACUUUACAAAUAUUUUGCAAUGGCUGAUGUUGUUGUACCUGUCCAUAGCAGUAGUACCAUGGUUGGGGAGAAGAGCAGCCAAUUCAUGGCCAAGUUGGGACUGGUUCAAAGGCUGCAAGGUGGGGUUAUUAUUGAAGUCACUGAUGUAGAGCAAGCCAAGAUAGCCGAGGAAGCUGGAGCAUGUUCCGUUGUCAUUCACCAUGGGAUAUCUCGGCCAAAUCCAUACCUCAUCAAGGAAGUCAAGCAAGCAGUCUCAAUUCCCAUAAUGGCCAGAGUUCGAGUUGGGCAUUUUGUUGAAGCGCAGAUACUGGAAGCAAUGGGUGUAGACUAUGUUGAUGAGAGUGAACUUCUAGGUAUUGCUGAUGCCGACCACUAUAUUAAUAAGAACAGAUUUAAUGUGCCAUUUGCUUGUGAAUGUCAGAAUCUUGAGGAGGCAAUGAUGAGAGUAGCAGAAGGGGCAGCGAUUAUUUGGCUGCAAGGGACCAGAAAUGAGUGGAGUCCAUCUCCAUCAGGAACAGUCGUUGAGACAGUUGGGAAUGUGAGGUCAGUAAUGAAAAAGAUAAGAAGUCUGACAAAUGAGGAUGAAGAUGAGGCUUUAACAUUUUCAAUGGAGAUGGGGGUGCCUUAUGAUGUUGUUGCCCAGACCAAGCAAAUUGGCCGGCUGCCUGUGGUGCAAAUUGCAGCUGGAGGCAUUGAGACGCCUGCUGAUGCGGCACUUAUGAUGCAAUUGGGGUGUGAUGGGGUCCUUGUAGGAUCACAUAUAUUUGACGGUUUGGAUCCGUUCAGGCAAGUUCGUUCUAUUGUUCAGGCUGUCAAAUAUUACAAUGAUCCGUAUGAAUUAAUGGAGAUUUGCUUUGGAUUAGAGGUUGCUGAGGCAGCCAGUGAAACUGAAGAUUUUUAGUAACCCAGCAAAUGGUCCAUUUCUGAGCAUAAAAGGAUAAUGAUUUCACCAUGAUUUCCAGUCUGUAUUCCAUUUUCUUGUAUCAUGUCAAAAAAAAUAUUACAGAAUAAAUUUAUUUAUUGUUUAAAUCUUU